GCGUGAGCUGGUACCGCAUCCCGAUGCUCGUGGCCACGCUCGGCGUCGUCAUUGUGGCUGCGUCGGCCGACGGGCUUCUCAUCGAGUACUCGCAGCGGGAGCCCAUUGUUACGCGCGGCCAGAUCAUGGUCAUGACGUACGCGACGACGGGGUCGGGCGGUCUCAACGCGCGCUUCUUCAACCAGUUUUUCCUCAACGGCAAGCGCUACGGCGGCACGUACGACUUCUCGGCCGGUCCCAACGUCGCCUAUUACUUUGCCAUCUCGAUGGCGCUGCUCGGUCUCGGCCUCGUCAUUGGUAUGUUUCACGACACCAAGCCCACGCUCACCAAGCAAGAAUCGUCGUCGUCGUCCCAGCGCUGGUCGUCGGGUCUCUGGAAGCUGCUGCACAACCGCGGCAUCGCGCAGCUGCUCGCGUUCCGCUUCGCCUUCAACCUCUUCUCAAUGAUCUCGGGCUCGCCAAUUUUAUCGUGGGUCACCCACCUCGACAUGGGCUGGAUCAACAUCACGCCGCGUCUCCUCUUCAUCUCGGCGACCAUGUACUACGGCCGCUUUGCGCUGCAGUGGAACUGGCGCCGCGUCCUCGCCGUCUCCACGUUUUCCAACAUUGUGCUCAUGGCCCUCGCCACGUUCUUUGUCGUCUGCGACGUCUCGCGCAACGCGUACCUCUACUCGGUGCUGCUCGUGCUCACGGGCAUUCCUGUUGCCGUCAUCAACCUCAUCAUGGGAUUUCUCAUGGUCGAGAUGGCCGGCGUCGGCUACGAAGCCGUCAUGGCGGGUCUUUGGGCCUCGAUCCGCGACCUCAACGUGCCGAUCGCUAACAAGGUGCGCUCGUGGCUCCUCGACGGCUUUCCCGCCACGAUGAGCUUGAAGAACGACGCAGAGACCAAGCAUCGCGUCGCCUACAUGCACCUUAUUGCGUUUGCGAUCCAGUUUAUCGGUCUUGUCUGGAUCAUCUUGCUGCCGUCACAGAAAAUCCCGCUGGCUCUGAUGAAGCAGCGCGGCGGCGCCACGUUAUUCGGCGUGCUUGUCGUGCUCGGCUACGUUGCGCUCAUGGCGUUCUCGUGGCAGCAAAAUCUCGAAUUAUAUUAAACAAAUACUCCUAUUUAAGACACUCCAGUACUGUCAUUGUAUCC
This is a messenger RNA of Saprolegnia diclina VS20, 1135 nucleotides long. RefSeq lists its product as hypothetical. The coding region runs from base 24 to 1091 and encodes 355 amino acids. NCBI's taxonomy places the organism in Eukaryota, Oomycota, Saprolegniomycetes, Saprolegniales, Saprolegniaceae. The transcript has a single exon. The record is from RefSeq and is a predicted model, not a curated record.